AUGGCAUCUCAAUCACGUCUAACAUUUGCAUCUAUAUGGGCAUUUGAAGAUACUGCAGUUGAGGAGCUUGAGAGUAAAUUUAAGAAAACCGGCACUCACCUCGAUUGUCAUUGUGAAUAUUCAAAAACGGAUGAUGUCCUUCUUAUUAAAGGACCCUUAGAUGGGCCUGUCUCCAAAGUCGCCGAUAUACUGUCACGCUACAUUGAUGAACAGAAACAUAAGGAUCUACUAGAUGUACCACAAAUUCGUCAACUUGACAUACCUUCUGCCCUUCAGGAUGAUUCAAACCCUGUUUUGGAUGAGCACAAUGAGAGUCAGGAAGGGGACCUCUUGGCUUUAGAUGAAGACCCCAACGAAGAAUUAAUUCCUCACUCUAUUGACCGCGUCACAAAGCACUGGGUUUCAUCCGAUGGUGGCGUGGGUUGCUUUGCAGCCAACUUUCAUGACAUCCUUAGCAGCAUCGCAAUCAUGACGGGCACAGAGAUUGCCGUGGCGGAGGAUCUGAAAGGAAUCCAAGUUUCCGCCAAAAAUUCAAAUGACGUCGAUGAUGCUUUGGCGAAGAUUUCUCGGAUUGAGAAAUCUCUGUCGUCUAUUGACAAACCACAUGUGAGAAACAUGGUAAUUUCUGCAGACGACCAAACGACCCGCUUCUGUAUCCAGAAUUACAGCAGUCUGAACCCUGUGGCUAUGCGCCGCAUCCUAACAGACCCAACCUUGAACUCGAAUUCAAGUCUCGGUCAGAUGUUCGUCACCACCGCGCUUUCAUUUGACGAUGACGCACAGGCUUUUAAAUUGCCACAGAACCUGGUUACCCCUCCACGAGUAGAGGAGGAACCUGGAAAGUCUCGAAUUUGGAAAGACUUCACCUUCCAAGCUAUAGGGGCGGGUGACCGGUUCCUCAGAAUGGAGUCGGUGGUUGAAAAAGCUCACUCAGAUCCUGCAGUAGCUCUCAUGGGGGACUCAGUUCCUCACAGAUACUUAUCUGCUGAAAAGGUGAAGCAAGUUGAUCAAUGGGUGGCUGAAAAUAAAAUAGUCCAAACUGAGCAAGAGUGGGAACCCAACUUGGCAUCACAACCGGAACCUCCGAGCGAAUCAAUUAUAAGACCUCCCGGUAUCAAAUCAAGAAGAGCCGUGACAUCAAACCCCAAGGGAUCUAUACCAUCCUCUAAUUCCCCACCUACCAGGUCAGAGCCAGCCAAAGGCCCCGCGGACGAUACUACCUCAAGCCCGCGCAAAAAAUGGAAAAUGACAUAUGAGAUUGAAAGCGGAAGUAAGAAUUCGCAGUCAGCCGAGCCCAUAACUGGGGCCGGAAAGCAAGAUAGAGAUGUCCUGUGCGGGAUUGCUUUCGUCCCGGCCAAUAUUAGCCCUCCCGAGAACAGAUCAAGGCUUCCGUCGAAUUUCGACGUGACCAAGUACGGAGCAAACAAGUAUGGAGCCAACAAACUCUCUCACUCUAUGAUGAAGACAAUGUGGGAGCACCCCAAACCCCACAGAGUAAACGAGAAUAUCUGCCCUGGACCAGGGAGAAAGCCACGUAAGGAGAGUCAGCUUGUGGACGUUUUUGCACCAGCAUACACUACCAAUAUUGGUCCACCCCCUCUGUCUUUCGAUCAACCUGCCUUGAUUCCCGAGAAGCUGCUAGUGGAUGGUGAGUCUAAAUGCAACAGUAACAAUAUGCCCAUCCCGCACGGGAUAGGCAAUAUGCAUGACCUGGCUGGCCUCGACUUCGACUCCAAUGUUUCUUUUGCUGAAGAUGAGUUCUUAGAGCAAGAGAAGAGGCUCUCUCGACUGCAGAAAAUAUAUGAGGUGCAAAAGGAGGACGUAGGCUGUGUUAAUAUAGCCAAUACAGCUACUACAUACAGGCCUGUAUCGCGGCGUCAUGUGAAUAGAGUGCUGGCGCAAGAAAGACUCACGGAGCUAGAGAAGUGCCAUAGAUUAGAGGCGAGUCAGUCUUCUGACGAAGUAGGCAGCAGAAAGUUCUACCUCACCAUGAAUCAAAGGGCACCUAAAUCUACAGGUAAGUCAAUGAGUAAGUCUGAAAUUAACGUCAAAAGACAAGCUACUCUUGAAGAUGCGUGGGGAAUUCCAAAGCAGCCGGUGAAACAGGUAGCUUCUGGUGAUUCCAGGAAUGAGAGGUCCUUUGAGAAGAGGGAAAUGGGGCAAACGAUGUCAGAGGGAAGGCCAAACAAGCAGCAGUUACAGAAUGCCAAGGCAGAAUUACAUACCAACGAGGAGAUCAAACAUCUUUUCGAAGCUCUGAAGCAAACACUGGAAGCUGCAGAAUACUUCCCGGGCCCAUUAUCCCUGGAGGUUCAGUUCGGUCUUGUUUUAAUUCCCCUUUUACCCAAAACCUACAAAGAAGGACUGAUCUCUGCUGGUGAAUGGACAAGAAUCUUCCAGCCACGGACUGGCAUUGUCGCUCCCACAACAAAAUUUACUAAUAGACUCACAACGUCAGGUUCUGAUGUUGACUAUAUCGUGGGCCUAAAAGAAUCAAAAGCCCAGGGAAGGCGUCAAGCGUUCGAGCAGGGCGACAACGAAUACUGCGUUUUUUAUGAGUACCAUUGUCGGUCCAAGUCGGGGCAGUUACUUAUCAUCACCAUGAACGAACAAGGGAGUCAUUCGAUCAGAAGGCCAACCACGGCGCUGGGAGGGGUCAAUCUACAUUUUCCCAGUCAUACAUGGGAUGCAAACAUAAGUGUGAACGGCGCUGCUGGGUAUAAUAUGGGAAGCAACCCAGAGUUUGAAAAAGCAGCCCAGUAUCUGGUCGACCAUAUCUGGAUCCCACCAGACAAGCAACUAAUUCAGAUUUUCUCUCAAAUCCCACAGGGGAGCGAAUUAAGUAUUGAAAAAGUGUUCAUGAAACGCUGGACCCGUCAUCGCUAUAUUCGCCCAGACGAAACCUCCCCGAAAGAUGCCGCCAUAUCUGACUCGGCAUCUUCGACGCGUUUACGAGCCGGAUCUACGCAAGCUUCCGAGUUUACAGAAACUCAGAUGGCUCCAAGAGAGGUAACCUCAAGGGACCAUGAUAGCUUGAAUAGUGGGGUAGAAACUGGUGCUGAGAACCAGGAUAUAUUCCUACAAAUUACUGAAGUACAAGACUUAAUCAUUGGAACUGGUGUAUCAGACGCGCAGGCCGUGAAAGCUCGCUGCGCACCACUUCUAGAUAUGCUCAAAAACGGACGGCAGUGGUACGAAGUUUCUCUCGUCAGUCCUGCCAUUGAGACUAUCUUAAAGGCAAACGCCAACCUUGAACUCGGAGAACGUACAGAUGAUUGGCGGAGCACUGACCUUUUCGGAAAAGACGCUCUUCUUUGCAACGACUCCAGUGAGGAUUCUCGAGCAAAAGCCUCACCAGGCCCUGUUGCAGUUGCCAUUGGCGAUACAGGUAUCGGGGAUCUCUUCCGCCUGGCCAAAAUGGUUAUCGAAAAAAUUGAUGGUGUCGGAUUUUGGAACUUCAAUCCCAUCGCUGAAGCUGUGCGUAUGGCUCCCGUUGGCUCGUUGGACGCUCCUCCAGGCAUGCUCAGCGUCCCUGCGACGUCACUCCCAGUCGCUAAUACGAAAGUCGAGCCAAAGAGUUUUAACCACGACGAGCUAGAGAGUAUUAAGGAAGUAGGGAGCGCGACAGUGGAUGUCAGCAAAAAGUCCUCUUCCACGCCUUCCGCCAAACUUAUGGAACAGAUUGAGGAGGAAUACUGGUAA
This is a messenger RNA of Aspergillus tanneri, 3702 nucleotides long. RefSeq lists its product as uncharacterized. The record is from RefSeq and is a predicted model, not a curated record. Lineage: Eukaryota; Fungi; Ascomycota; Eurotiomycetes; Eurotiales; Aspergillaceae. Bases 1 to 3702 code for a protein of 1233 amino acids. The transcript is spliced from 6 exons.